This is a messenger RNA of Heterostelium album PN500, 327 nucleotides long. RefSeq lists its product as uncharacterized. The record is from RefSeq and is a predicted model, not a curated record. The transcript is spliced from 3 exons. The coding region runs from base 1 to 327 and encodes 108 amino acids. Lineage: Eukaryota; Evosea; Eumycetozoa; Acytosteliales; Acytosteliaceae.
AUGAAAAUUAGUGGUGAUUUUCGUACAAUCCACCACUUUAAGUUAAGAUCAUUCCAUUGUUGUUUAUCCAAUCAAUAUAUUUGUAGAUUAUGGAACUCAGAUUUUAAGAAUUUAAUGUCACUUGGAAGUGUAUCUGUUAGUUCAGUAAGUAGUUCCUCAGUUGGUGGAUCUUCAAACAUGAGUGGAUCACAGUCUGAUAAUGAUAUCACAGGUAGAGGUUGUCAUUCUAGAAGAGGUUGCCAUUCCGGUGGUGGAAACAAUGGAUGUACUAGACCAAGACCAUGUCCCCAACAACCAUCAAGUUGUUGCCCAAGCGGUGGUUGUUAG